Zerene cesonia (dogface butterfly) is the source of this 3723-nucleotide messenger RNA. It is a transcript of the gene Rchy1, whose product is annotated as RING finger and CHY zinc finger domain-containing protein 1. Gene Ontology annotation, cellular component: nucleus. Lineage: Eukaryota; Metazoa; Arthropoda; Insecta; Lepidoptera; Pieridae. Gene Ontology annotation, biological process: ubiquitin-dependent protein catabolic process; protein ubiquitination. Bases 158 to 1123 code for a protein of 321 amino acids. The record is from RefSeq and is a predicted model, not a curated record. Gene Ontology annotation, molecular function: ubiquitin protein ligase activity; zinc ion binding. The transcript has 7 exons.
UAAAGAUUUUUCAGAUGUAAAUUGUCACGUUAGGAAGGAAAUUGUUGUUCAAUAUCGUCCAAUAAAACAUAUUAAUUGACGGAUCAUUUUAAUCGAUUGCAAUUAACCUUAGUUUGGAUAACUGAACAAAACUCCGUUGCAAUAAAUGUGAGCCAAAAUGUCAAAAUCCGACGAAGAAAAUGCAAGCGGUGAAUCGACUUCGGCAAAUGAACAAAUAAGUGAAAAACGUAUUGGAUGCGCCCACUAUAAACGAAGAGCUAAGUUUGUGACACCAUGCUGCAACAAAUUCUACAUGUGUCGUUACUGCCACGAUGAGAAUGAAGAGCACUACUUCAACAGGAAGUCGGUCACAGAACUCAUCUGCACAGAAUGCGACACGCGGCAGAAGGUGCAGGCGGAGUGUGAGAACUGUGGCGUUAGAUUUGGAAAGUACACAUGCCUGAUCUGCAACUUGUUCGACGAUGAGGACAAGAAGCAGUACCACUGCGAGGGUUGCGGCAUAUGCCGCGUGGGUGGACGGGACAGGUUCUUUCACUGCGAGCGAUGCAACAUGUGCCUGCCCGUGCAGCUGCAGCGGGUUGGACAUCGGUGCGUGGAGAACGUGUCGCGCGCGAACUGCCCCGUGUGCCUGGAGGACAUACACACGUCGCGCAUCCCGUGCCACAUCCCCGACUGCGGCCACCUGCUGCACCGGCCGUGCUUCGAGCAGAUGCUCAAGUCGGGCCACUACGCGUGCCCCACGUGCCAGACGAGCAUGAUCGAUAUGACCAAUCUAUGGAAGUAUCUGGAUUCCGAAGUGGCCGCGACGCCCAUGCCCCCAGAGUACGCUGACUACAAAACCACCAUUCUGUGCAAAGAUUGUCACAAGCUGUCAACGGUGAAGUUCCACGUGGUGGGUCUGAAGUGCCAACAUUGCGGCGCUUACAACACGUGCCAGACGAACGGAUUUCAUAAUCUCGAUUCCAGAGAUUCCGGCGAAGAGCAGGGCGAUUCGUCCACGUCGACGUCCACAUCAACGUCCACGUCGACGUCGACGUCGUCCUCCCGCAGCGCGUCCACGUCGACGUUCGGCCGCGACGAGUUGCCGCGCGCCAGCCCGCUCGACGAGCCGCCGCAAGCCUGACCUCCGUCUAGAAGCCCUAGCCCGCAGGAUCCCGCGGAAUAGGGCGUUUGUGAACUCGAGAAUUAUUAAGUGUUGAACAGAGAAAGAGAAUAAAUAAAUAAACAAAUUAAAUUUAAUUCGUGUAAAUUUACUGUUACAUGUAUCAAAAUAGUGAACAAAUAAACAAAUCAAAAUGUAAUUUGUGUACAUAUUGCAUAAAAUUAUAUAUGAAAAUCAAAAUGGUGACGUUUAUUUAUUUAAAGCCGCCACUAACGACUGUGACGUACCGUCGAAAGAACUGUCAAAUAUGUCAAAUUCAUCAAAAUAAAAGAAACAGUUUAAAAAUUAAUUUCCUUAUUGUAAACCAUAAAUUAAUACAAUUUUAAAACGAACAAAAGCUAACCUAAAAUGUACAGAGGGCGGUGUCGUCCCUAAAAGGGAAUUCCCACAGACGAGAAUUAAAAUUUUUGUCCUCUGAGUUAACAUUUUGUGUUCUAUUACUACAUUAAGUGUACCUAAUUUAAAAACUAAGUAAUUCUGUUUAAGUUUUAAAGUUCAACCAUUACACACAAAUUUAUAUCAGAAAAUAUUAAUUGUAUUAUUUUAACAUGAAUGUUUGAUGUUUAACUUCCGUAGCGACAUUAGUCACUUAUAAGGUUGUAUAUAAAUAAAUAGAUAAAUCUAUUUUUAGCUAUUAGCAAAUAAUAUAGAAUGUUGUAAAGUAUAAACAAGAAAAUGGCUUUUUUGCGUAAUGUCUUGUUCAAUAAAAAACUUACAAUUAUAUAAACUGUAGCGUAUACUCAAUUUUUGAUGUUGUAACUGUCUUUUAUUAUGAGAAAAUAAAUAUUGCAUAAUAAUGUUGCUGAAGUGUCCGUCGCGCUAUUGGUAAACUGCUUUUACACUAGAUUUUUGUAUCCGCUAUUUUGACUGUCCACAGUCCAUCCAAUUUUGAACAUUUAUAUCAAUUUUAUGCUGACGCUACUGCCGCUUCUAUUUAUAUUUAAAGCCUCUCAAUUGACAAUGAAAAUAGGUAUUGAUUUGUGAUAUUAUUCCUUUCGUAAAUUUUCAUAUAGAAAUUAGCAUAAAACAGUAACUAUAUGUAAUUAAUAGCCUUUGUAUUCCAUUAUAAAUGUAGAAUAAUUGGAAUUAAACCAUAUUUUUAAAGUGCACGUUUUAUGUUGUUAAUUAUUAAGAAUGUUGUAUGUAUGAAAUUAACACUCUGUGUAAAAAAUCUUAUGCAAAUAAGUACAUUGUAAAGGAUUAAUUUAGAAGUAAUUAAGAAUUCUUCUCUAAUGUGUGUUGUAAUAUCAUACUAUAGGUUGUCGUAGUACCUUCGAUCAUAAAUAAUAACAAGAUACACAAUCAGGGACGAAAAAUGUUCUCACCAAAUCUUCACCUUGGGUGAACUUUUGGUCCAUUGUAAAUCCGUCUUAACUCAUUCAAAUAAGGUUGGAUUUAUUUUGAUUUAUCAGCUAAGCCAGCUUAGGCCGUUACUUUUAGUACGUUUCGUACAAUACACCUAAAAUUAAUGUCCUUAAGAUCGAUUUUACUUUAACGUUUAUUUUGGCUUUAAUUUUGACAUUUAAUACAUUCAUGAACAUUUAGGAGGUACCUAACUGUUUUUAAUGAUCGAAGGCUUAUACUAAUUUAAUAAAUAAAUUCAAAUGUUGUAACUAUAAAUGAAUGCUCAAGUCAACUGAGUACAAUAGCGAUAGGUAGCAUAGCAUUAUUGUCGUAAAUAUAUGUGACUGUAUUAUAUUCAAAGUUCUAGUUACUUUACUAGAUAGACAGUUACUUUUAGGGCUUAUUUUAAACGGUCGGAAAAUGUUGUCAUUCCAUAAAAUAAUCCGAUUGUCUCAUUCUCAUGCUUUGAAGAAUAUUCGUUAACCUUUAGAACUUUCUUGUGAACUAUAAGAAUAAGCCCUCAUCGUAAGAAAUUUUUGUGAGUACAUAUUGUAAAAAUGUAAAAUUGUUUGUAACAAUAAACUCUUAUCAUAUAUUGUUGUUGUAUAAAAAUAAGAGAUGGUCUAUUAAUAUGAGAUAUAAAUUAAUGAAAAUAAUUUCUGUCAAAUUAUUCAUGCGUCGAUUGGCAACAAAAAUAAAUAACAGAAUAGUAUCGUUCUUAAUUAUGAGUGUACGACAACUAACUAAUAAUAUUGGAUUAAACAGAACUUAUGGCCAAGCCAUAUGUUUAUGUAUACGGUUGAUUUCCUUGCAACAUCGAAGAUUUUUGGCGGGAAUUUUAUUUUUGUUAUGUUAUGUCACAUUUCACGCGCUGCUGCUGCUGUUCGAGUAAUGUAAUAUGUAAUUCAUUAUAAUACUGCUCAUCCCCCCUGUGUCUAUGCUCAAUAAUUUUAUUAAACAACGAUUAACAGAAUCAUAACAAAAUUGUAAAUAGUAAAUAUCUUAUUGUUGAGUAUUGCUUCUUACCAACUGUCGUCGUUGAUCUUAUGAGCAUUAUAUAGCGAGACUUAUUUAUUUUUAAUUUAAUAGUACAUUAUAAGUCAAAGAUUGCUUCUCGUUUAUUUUUUAUUCGUUGGUAAGUUUUGUUUAAAUAGGUCAGAUUAUUUUUGGAUAUAAAUAUCCUGUUGUAAGUUAAUAAAUGUAAGUAUAUUAAUCAA